GAGCCUUUCUACCACCUCUUUGAUGGCCAAGCACUGCUCCACAAGUUUGACUUCAAGGAGGGACAUGUCACCUACCACCGAAGGUUUGUGAGGACUGAUGCGUACGUCCGAGCCAUGACGGAGAAGAGGAUUGUGAUCACCGAGUUUGGCACCUAUGCCUACCCAGACCCCUGCAAGAACAUCUUUUCCAGGUUUUUCUCCUACUUCAAAGGUGUGGAGGUCACUGAUAAUGCCCUUGUUAAUGUCUACCCAGUGGGUGAAGAUUACUAUGCCUGCACUGAGACCAACUUCAUAACCAAAAUUAACCCAGAUACCUUAGAGACAAUUAAGCAGGUGGACCUCUGUAAGUACGUGUCGGUGAACGGGGCCACAGCUCACCCCCACGUGGAGAACGAUGGCACUGUCUACAACAUCGGCAACUGCUUCGGCAAGAACUUUGCGCUGGCCUACAACAUCAUCCGCAUCCCCCCGCUGCAGGCAGACAAGGAAGACCCAAUAAACAAGUCAGAAGUGGUGGUGCAGUUCCCUUGCAGUGACAGAUUCAAGCCCUCCUACGUUCACAGCUUUGGGUUGACCCCAAACUACAUUGUGUUUGUGGAGACGCCAGUGAAGAUCAACCUCCUCAAGUUCCUCUCCUCCUGGAGCCUUUGGGGAGCCAACUACAUGGAUUGCUUCGAGUCCAACGAAACCAUGGGGGUGUGGCUUCACGUGGCAGAGAAGAAGAAAGGCAGACUCCUCAACAUCAAGUACCGCACCUCGGCCUUCAACCUGUUCCACCACAUCAACACCUACGAGGAUAACGGCUUUCUGAUCGUUGACCUCUGCACCUGGAAGGGGUUUGAGUUUGUUUACAACUACCUCUACCUGGCCAACCUCCGAGCCAACUGGGAGGAGGUGAAGCGGCAGGCAGAGAAGGCGCCGCAGCCUGAGGCGCGCCGAUACGUCCUGCCCCUAAACAUCGACAAGGCUGACACAGGUAAGAACUUGGUCACCCUGCCCUACACGACAGCCACCGCUACCUUGCGCAGUGAUGAGACCAUCUGGCUGGAGCCAGAAGUUAUCUUCUCAGGGCCACGUCAUGCCUUUGAAUUUCCACAGAUCAACUACAAGAAGUAUGGUGGGAAGCCUUACACCUACACCUACGGGCUGGGGCUCAACCACUUUGUCCCAGACAGGCUCUGCAAGCUGAACGUUAAAACAAAGGAGACCUGGGUGUGGCAGGAGCCCGAUUCCUACCCGUCAGAGCCCAUCUUCGUCUCCCAUCCUGAUGCCCUGGAGGAAGAUGAUGGGGUUGUGCUGAGCAUCGUCAUCAGCCCAGGCGCGGGGCCCAAGCCUGCCUACCUCCUCAUCCUCAACGCCAAAGACAUGAGCGAGGUGGCCAGGGCUGAAGUGGAGGUGAACAUUCCAGUGACCUUCCAUGGACUCUUCAAGAGGGCAUGAAGUUCCUGCAGCUCUCUGUUGAUGAGCACUCAACUGCCCUAAACCCCUCUGACCUCAUACUUGAUUUGCAUGGCUACUGAAUUCAGAGUCAGCGCUUUGGUUCUGAUGAUGAUUUAUCAAAUCAAUCAACCAGCUGCUUUUCAAAUACACCCUUGGUCAGCUUCCAGAUGCACAGCUGAAGAAGGCUGUGGUUGCAACCAAACACAACUCUGGGGUGGGAUGGGUGGAGGAUGAUUUGGGAGUUUACAACAUCAAACUCAGCAGCAGAGAGAAAGAUGCAGAAACCUGCAGAGCAUGAACUCGGCACCUGUACAGAUGGGAACAGACUCAGCUGGGUUGGGUGGGAGGAGUCAUCCAGUCCAAGUCCCUGGCCAUCAGCAGGGACAGGUGCAGCUAAAGCAGGUUGCUCAGAGCCCCUAACAACCUGAUCUGCAAUGGUUCCAGGGAUGGGGCAGCUCCCAUGUCUCUGGAAAACCAAAGUCAGGCUCUCACCACCCUCCAUGUCAAACAUUUCUCCCUUUUCUCCAGUCUGAGUUAGGAACCAUCACCCCAUUGCACUGUCACAACAGGCCCUACUCAAAACUCUGUCCCCAGCUUUCUGAUUAGUCCCUUUAAGUCUUGAAAAGCCACCAGAAGGUCUCCCUGGAACCUUUUCUUCUCCAGGCUGAACAACCCAAACUCUCUCAGCCUGGCCUCACAGCAGAGGGUUUCCAGCCCUCCCAUCAGUGCUGUGGCCUCCUCUGGCCCUGCCCCAAUAGGUCCCUGUCUCUGCUGAAAACUCCAGAGCUGGCUCCAGCACUGCAGGUGGGGGCUCAGCAGAGUGUAUCAGAGUGACAGAAUCCCCUCCCUUGCCCUGCUGCCCACACUGCUGGGGAUAAGCCCAGGACAAGGCUGGCUCAUGUCCAGCUUUUCACCCACCAGCACCCCCAAGUCCUUCUCUUCAGGGCUGCUCUCCAGCCCCUUCAUCCACAGCCUGGAUUGAUACCAGGGGUUGCCCGACCCAGACGCAGGACAGAUACUGAGCCUUGUUGAAUUUCAUGAGCUUCAUAUUUCCACUUCUUGAGGUCAUCCAGGUCCCUCUGAAGGGAUCUUGUCUCUCAGGUGGCUCAACCAGACUUCUCAGCUUGGUGUCAUCUGCAAACACGCUGAGGGUGCCUCCAUCCCACUGUGUCACUGCUGAAGCCGCUGACAGCACUGGUAGCGGUAUGGACCCUGAGCCCCACCACUUGUCCCUGAUCUCCACCUGCACAUGGGGCUGUUUGCCACUCCACCACCUGCUAUAGAGCAGUCUCUGUGCUCUGCUGUUUGCUCUGAACAAAGCUGGCUUUCAGCCUGUUUCACAGUGCCGUGGAUUUAAAUCUCCUCCUGCUCACUCCUUUGGUGUGCUCAGAGCAAAGUGAGUGCAGCCUUUGUGUAGCUGUCCUGGAAAUCCCAGCUGGAGGCCCAAGGCAGUGGGCACCAUUGUGUCUUACAUUAAGGCUGCAAAUUGCAUGUCCUAGCUUAAUUGGUUUUUCCUCUUUCCCAUUUCAUUUGCUAAAGUGCAGUUUCCAUGAUUCCUGAGUUCUGGAUUUCACGCUAAAAAGUGUUAUCAAGGAGCUGAAGCUUCUGUAGAGUUACUCCAGGCUUAACUCCUUCUUGUCUCAAACUCAUGUAGUAUGAGACUGUGGUUUAAAAUACAAACAAGUUGCUAACAGACCUGAA
Molecule: messenger RNA, 3141 nt
Organism: Pogoniulus pusillus (Red-fronted tinkerbird)
Lineage: Eukaryota; Metazoa; Chordata; Aves; Piciformes; Lybiidae
Gene: RPE65
Product: retinoid isomerohydrolase RPE65
Exons: 12
Coding region: 115-1440 (441 amino acids)
Biological process (GO): retinal metabolic process; zeaxanthin biosynthetic process
Molecular function (GO): all-trans-retinyl-ester hydrolase, 11-cis retinol forming activity; beta-carotene 15,15'-dioxygenase activity; retinol isomerase activity
Source: RefSeq, a predicted model, not a curated record